Xiphias gladius (swordfish) is the source of this 4270-nucleotide messenger RNA. It is a transcript of the gene rab27b, whose product is annotated as RAB27B, member RAS oncogene family. Bases 127 to 783 code for a protein of 218 amino acids. The record is from RefSeq and is a predicted model, not a curated record. The transcript has 6 exons. Gene Ontology annotation, biological process: melanosome transport; positive regulation of exocytosis. Lineage: Eukaryota; Metazoa; Chordata; Actinopteri; Istiophoriformes; Xiphiidae. Gene Ontology annotation, cellular component: secretory granule; melanosome. Gene Ontology annotation, molecular function: GTP binding; GTPase activity.
GGAGGAGGAGGAGACCAACUGGCCAGGCAGCAUCAGCAGCAGCAGCAGCAGCAGCAGCAGACACCUGAGAGCAGGAUCUGAGUUUGUUUCUGUAACGUCAAAGGCAGGUUUAUUGUGGUCAUCACUAUGACUGAUGGGGAUUAUGACUACCUUAUAAAGCUCCUUGCCCUGGGGGACUCCGGUGUGGGGAAGACCACCUUCCUGUACCGAUACACAGAUAACAAGUUCAACCCCAAGUUCAUCACCACAGUCGGCAUCGACUUCAGGGAAAAGAGAGUGGUGUACACAGCAUCCAACCCCAAUGGGACAACCACAGGGAAAACCUUCAAGGUUCACCUUCAGCUCUGGGACACAGCUGGACAGGAGAGGUUCCGUAGCCUGACAACGGCGUUCUUCAGAGACGCCAUGGGGUUCCUGCUGAUGUUUGAUCUCACCAGCCAGCAGAGCUUCCUCAAUGUCAGAAACUGGAUGAGCCAGCUACAGGCCAACGCCUACUGUGAGAACCCAGAUAUCGUGUUGGUAGGAAACAAGGCAGACCUGGCCGACCAGCGGGAGGUUCAGGAGAAACAGGCCAAGGAGCUGGCCGAUAAAUACGGGAUCCCGUACUUUGAGACGAGUGCAGCGACGGGAGUAGAGGUGGACAAGGCGGUGAUAACGCUGCUGGACCUGGUCAUGAAGAGGAUGGAGCAGUGUGUCGACAAACCGCCCGCCGAGCCCGCCAAUGGGAACGGGGCCACAAAGCUCGGUGACGCACAGCCCAACGAGAAGAAAUGUGCAUGUUAGAUCAAGAGGCGAUUCAGGAAACGACCAGUCAGCACUCCUCCGUUCUCCUCUGUUCUUUCAACUCACUCACAUUCUUUUACUUUCCUCCUUCUGUCAUCUUUGAUUAAUUGUUUCUUUGUCUUCUCCUCACUCCCGUCUCUCUAAAAGCUAACCUUUAACCAUCUUCUUUUCUUUCUUUUCCUCCCAAACUGUCUGCCUCUCUGGCAACAACCCUAUCUCCCUCUAGUGGAUAUUCAAGACAUUACAUCCUCAGCCUGUCUGCCUUUGAGCUCUGUUUAGGAGGAAGUUAAAACAGGAGGGGGGCAGUUUCGUCACUGUCAGACACAUAAUGUGCCUCGUUUAAAACAUGCGGCCUGGGAAUUAAGCUCUGCACGCUCCCACUUUUUCUGCUCGCAAGAGGUUAGGAUGAUUUAAAUGGCUGUAAACAGUCAAAAAGAGAUGUUUAAUACUUUAAUUUCAACUUUUUAAAAGGCUGAUCUGUUCACCACUUUGAAACAGGGGGAAAUAUUUUGCAUCCUGCUCAGGCUGGCACUGGUUUAAUCCAGCCUAAUCUGGGCCAUAAAGAGUUUAACGUCAGGCUGUGUAUCUGUGUCAGUUCCUGAAGGUUUCCCUCCUGGACCAGGCAACUAUGUGACCAGUGGGUUUUUAUUCUUAUCACCCCCCCCUGUUUCACACUGUGUGUUCUAUGCUGUACCCAUGUUUGCCAAAAAAAAAAAAGCAAAUUUUUCACCGCAGUCUGGUUCACUAAUUCUAGAAGAUUGCUAAAAAUGCACCCAAUCGUGUUUUGUAUAAUUAGCCACAGUGUCACGUAGGAGAUCUUCAACACCCGAGCGACAGUGGCUGUUGACAGCUGACUGCGUUUCUAAACAUACAACCUAUCAGCUGUUAUGUUUUGGAGUAAAGAGACUCUACAGUGUUUCACUGACUUUCACAUGGACACAAAUCAGGCAGAGUUAAAAACUCACAACACUAUUCUGUAUCAGUCUUCGCGCCGCAGAGCCAAAAUCCUGCUAUCCACAACAGUUCCGCACGUUUACGGUUGUUGUGACUGUUGGGUAAUUGCUUUCUGUGCCAAUACUGAGCGCUCAUCCCUCUUUACAUCUGACUUUUGAUACCAAAACGACAGCAUGCGGCAAGUUUAGCCAACGUAACCGACACAACUGUGCUUUGUUUGUUCGUACAGGACUGCCAUAUGAAUGAUUAGACCCAGCGUGUUUUGGACACUUUGGAAAUACUUUUACAUCACACUGAUAGCAUUGGAUACUUGAUCAUUUUUCUAAGUAUACAUGCUGGACACAGCUAACUCUCCAUUAGACCUCCAUGAUGGUGUCAGACUUGGCUGAUUGCAGUAUACCAUUCAUAUUCAUGGGUACAGCAUGGUACGUGUUCGACGGAGGAAAUGAGUCUACAUUGUAUGUCAUUAAUAGAGUGUCUACUGCCUUGGCUUGUAAAGCGUUAUUCCACUGUCAAGAGACAAACUUAAUCUCUGUUGGAGUAUAGGUUUAGGUCAGCUGUGUUGGUUGCUCUGGGAGUCCACUGUCACCAUGACUUACGAACCUUUAACUGAAAACAUAAUUGUAAUACAGCCUAAAAGAAGAUGGCUAUUUUAUAGAUAGAGCAAAGACGGCAUUUGAGUCAGUUAUAGCUGCACUGACAAAAACGUAUAUGAACAGGUGAGUGGAGAGGAUAAUCAUAUCUAAUACGAAUCCUUUUUUUUAUCAUGAAAGUAAACCUUUCUGAGAAUGGAAGAAAUGCCAAACAUCAGUCAGGUGACGUUGGAUCUUCAGGGCAGCUGAUUUUAAUUUGACCUUUCAUCUCUUUUCAACAGAUAAUCCGACAAAGUGAAACAUCGCUUCAAGGCCCCGUAAAUGACCAAUGUUGUUAGAAUAUAAAGUGACCAGUUAUUUAAAUUACAAGAAAUGUAAAACAUAGAAUCAUAUUUCACGUUUUUGUCAUAUCCUUUAUAUCUCUCACACUCAUUUAUUCUUUUGUUGUUAUUAUUUUCAUGUCCGUCAACAGCCUGUUAUCUCAACUGCAUUUCUAUUUGUGAUAUAUUUUUUCACUGUUCUGCUCUUAAGCACAGUUGUCGAAUUAUCCCAAAAUUACAAAUUCAUCAACAAAAUGUGUCUCUAACAUGAACGAAAAUACACUUUUAUAAAUUCCUGAAGAUGUACAGUAGAAAUUGUUUGCUUUGCUCUGGACUGGACUUUUUUUGCCUCAACACUUGAAGUUAUGUGGACCAAGUUUUUGUCGUGCUUUGUCGUGCAAUACUAUUUGGUGUUAUUUCAAUGCAUACCAGACCAGUUAACAGUUGGUGUGAAGAGAAGCCAGUGAAAUCAUGGCAUACUGAAACCAAAAUCCACUGAGUUCAGUAUAAAAGGCUGCGUGUUUUGUACCGCGAUGCUACGCUUGAGCACAGUGAAAAGCAUCCACCUUUAGAAGCCAUUUAGACGGAACUUUACUAUAAAACUUCAGUUUAUUUAAAAGUCAAAAAUUGGCUUUGGUUCCAAGAUUGUCUCUUUUGUUUAAAGUGCAACUCAACAAUGUUCCUCUUAUCUAGUAACACCUUGAUCUGCCUUACUUCAUAAAAAAUCUUGAGCCAACCUUAUGUGCACCAGAAACAAGGGAAAUUAUCAUCAUUAUCAUUUUUGCUUGCCACCUGCUGCCGAUUAAAUCUUAUUUUUUCCUUCAGUGAACCAAGUCGGAAGGUUUUUAUCAUAGUCCCAACUCACAGCUGUAGGAUAUUAAGAUAACUGCAGGGUGGUUUUCAAAGUAUACUGAAACCAGUGGCUACCCAAAUGGGUCACCAGUAAUGUUAAGUAUGUAACGUGUGGCUAAUUGAUGGCAAGUUAAAGCACACACGGAGCUAUGGCGUUGUCACGUAUAUUUAAUCUGACCGUGUGCCAAAUAAAAACCAGAAACACCACAAAGAAGCGUUUGUUUUUCGACAAACCCAAACCUCAUUCUGCUUUUCAUUCAGGGGAAAACUUUGCAGUUUUUGCGUCUGGGAGCCAAGCAGAGUCAUCUGCCAACAGCUGAUCUCAGUGCCAUAUUAAACACUAAUAAGGGGGCAGACACACAGACAGACAGACAGACAGACAGAGCUGGCUCACAUUGUAACAUUCUCUCCCAGCUAUUUAGCCGCAUUAUAGCGAUAAUAUUCCCAGAAAAUACUGUAUCUCUGUAGGUUUGUUUGUACUGUUUCAGCUUAUCGUCUGCUUACUUUUUUUGGUUCAGAUCUGUAGAUUUCAUCUUUUACUCUGGUUCUAAUUUAUAUAAUCAUAAUGUACAGGUUACAUUAGCCCUGUUCUUUAUUUUUUCUGUACAUAUUUCCAAACAUUUAACAGGACACCUUGAUGAACUCCUCUUACUAUAGGCAGUGACCGAAAGUAGCUAAGUACACUUACUCAAGUACUGUAAUUAAGUAUAAAUUAGAGGUACUUGUACUUUACUUGAGUAUUUCCAUUUUACUAUACUACUUUAUACU